AUGGACAUGGGUGAGAUGCCAGUAUGGCCAGUUCUCGCAGCGGACGGGCUCGACAACCUACUCGCAACCUGGCACUCACAAAGACUCGCAUUUGUUGCAGCUGCGCUGCUUAUUAGCAUUGUCAUUUUACUCACUCUGCGAAGAGGUCAAACUGUUCACAACCGUGCACCAUCUCCAGCGACCGAGGAGAAAUCCAGCUGGCUGGGUACUGUAAAAGAUGCCGAAUACGAUCGCAAGGUCCUCACGAUUUCUGACAAGGAUGUGGGUGUACGCGCUUCUAGCAGAAAGGCACGACCUGUUGGUCCAAGAGUUGUGUCAGGCAAGAAGCCGCUUCUGCGGACCAAGCCUUCUUCAAAGGAAGCGAGCCUAUGCAUUAAACCGUACGUGUUCUACGCUUCGCUCACUGGCAAUAGCAAAAGCAUCGCUGAAAUCGUGACCGAACGCCUACGAACCGCAGGCAAGCAUGAUUUUUUGGAGCCGGAACUGUUUGAUCUCUCUUAUAUUGAUCUUGAUGACUACUUCGUGUCCGGUCCAAAGGUUGAAGCGACUGAUAAUGCAGCGAGUUUCUACCUUGUCAUUUUGCCUUCCUACGAUAUUGACUCAAUCAUAACAAACUUCCUCGAGCAUCUCAGAGAAACGCAUCAUGAUUUCCGUAUCGAUACCGCACCUAUGUCUAGCUUAGCAGGAUACUCAGUCUUUGGUAUUGGUGACAAGGAAGGCUGGCCUUCAGAAGAGCAAGGUUUUUGUUCACAAGCUAUUGAGGUUGACAAGUGGUUGGCCAAGCUUACUGGACGAAAGCGAGCAUAUCCUGUUGGUCUUGGAGACGUGAAGAGCAACAUAAAGCAAGUUGCUGAGGAUUGGACAAUUGGUAUAAUUGACAGCUUAAGGGACAUGCAACAAGCAGGUAACUUGGGAGAAGGAGUACCUGGCAGUGGCGCGUCUGUAGAAAGUGAUGACGAGGCAGCUGACGAGCAGGAGCCUCAAAGUGAAGACUUCCCAGACUUUGGCCGUAAGAAGCGUCAAAAGCUGAACAACAACUCUGCUGCUGUCGAUGUCGAGGAUGUGGGUGGUAAGUCAGAACCUAAGGCUCCUCUUCUUGUCGACUUUACCAUAUACUCGUCAACGCCCCAAACUCAGUUGCAGGUCAAGCCUAUGGUUCCAAAAGAGUCACCAACAUACGCAGCUCUCACGAAACAAGGUUACACAAUCAUUGGAACGCAUUCUGGAGUCAAGAUUUGUCGCUGGACCAAAUCCGCACUUCGAGGUCGUGGCUCGUGCUACAAAAAUUCUUUCUAUGGAAUUGCCUCUCAUCUAUGCAUGGAGACUACUCCUUCUCUAUCAUGCAGCAACAAGUGCGUUUUCUGCUGGCGCCACGGCACGAACCCAGUAUCCACGACUUGGCGUUGGCAAGUUGAUGAUCCCCAGGUCAUCUUCGAUGGCGCAAAGGCGGGUCAUUACAAGAAGAUCAAAAUGAUGCGUGGAGUUCCUGGUGUACGUGCCGAAAGAUUCGAAGAAGCCAUGAAGAUCCGCCAUUGUGCACUAUCGCUUGUUGGAGAACCAAUAUUCUAUCCACACAUCAAUGAGUUCGUUGACUUGCUGCAUGGUGAGCGAAUUUCCAGUUUCCUGGUCUGCAAUGCGCAACACCCAGAUCAGUUGCAAAACCUGAAACGUGUAACUCAGCUCUACGUUAGUAUCGACGCUUCCAACAAAGACUCUCUCCGCAAAAUCGAUCGACCACUGCAUCGUGACUUUUGGGAACGUUUUCAGUCAUGUCUGGAUAUCCUUCGCACUAAACGCUUUGUUCAACGAACAGUAUUUCGCCUCACACUCGUUAAAGGCUUCAACGUUGACGAUGAAGUGGAAGGUUAUGCAGAUCUGAUCGAGAAAGCACUACCGUGUUUUGUGGAGAUCAAAGGUGUGACCUAUUGUGGCACCACGUCCGCCGCUGGAGCAGGGUUGACGAUGCAGAACGUUCCUUUCUAUGAAGAAGUUGUUGAAUUCGUAACAUCUCUUAACGUUGCGCUUGAGAAGCGAGGACUGGAAGGUGGCUAUGGCAUCGCAGCUGAACAUGCUCAUAGUUGCUGCAUACUUAUGGCAUCGAAACGUUUCUUCAUCGAUGACAAGUGGUGCACUCUCAUCAACUAUGACAAGUUCUUCAAAUUGCUCGAGAGUGGGACUGAGUUCGGGCCAGAGGACUACUGUGCACCAACACCUGAAUGGGCUUAUUUCGGUAACGGUGGCUUCGACCCAAGGGAUGAGAGAGUCGACCGAAAAGGAAGACCGAAGAUAGAGUCAUAA
Molecule: messenger RNA, 2298 nt
Organism: Lithohypha guttulata
Lineage: Eukaryota; Fungi; Ascomycota; Eurotiomycetes; Chaetothyriales; Trichomeriaceae
Gene: YPO7
Product: Fe-S oxidoreductase
Exons: 1
Coding region: 1-2298 (765 amino acids)
Biological process (GO): wybutosine biosynthetic process
Molecular function (GO): catalytic activity; FMN binding; 4 iron, 4 sulfur cluster binding
Source: RefSeq, a predicted model, not a curated record